AUGAUUGAUCUUAUACUUUAUACUGAAAAUGGAUAUUAUUUAUAUUAUCCAAUUUAAUCAGCAAAUGAAGAUAGAGUAAUUAAAUAAUAUUAAAUUUAUUAGGAUCAUUCAAUAUACUUGAAUAUUACUGCAUAUAAUUCUUAUUCAAGUUGUUUAGCAGAAUUUUAAUUAGCAUGGGUUUAAUAAGAUAGUUAAGUGAAUAGUUUAGCUUGGUUUUAUGCAGUCUUAUCUUUAUUGUUGUUACUUAUUUUGAUUGUGAUUAUAGUUGUUGUUUAUGGCUAUUGUUAAAAAUAGAGUUAGAUUGGUAAAUAAGAUAAAGAUCUUCCUUUGGAAAGGAUAGGAGAUGAUUAAAGUGAAUAUGGUGUUGAAUUAUAGGGAGCUGCAUAUAAUUAAUUGAUGUUAGGAGAUGUGUUUAAAGAUUUAUUAAGAAGUAAUAGAGGUAAAAAAUAGACAGUCUCAUAUUUGGAUGAAUUAUAAGAUUGA
Paramecium primaurelia is the source of this 483-nucleotide messenger RNA. Lineage: Eukaryota; Ciliophora; Oligohymenophorea; Peniculida; Parameciidae. The record is from the annotation of a GenBank genome assembly.